Messenger RNA from Symbiodinium natans, 1014 nucleotides. The record is from the annotation of a GenBank genome assembly. NCBI's taxonomy places the organism in Eukaryota, Dinophyceae, Suessiales, Symbiodiniaceae.
AUGAUCCGCGUGUGGAACGUCUCGGGGGAACAGCUGGCCGCCGAGAAGAUGGAGGCCUUGGCUGGCAUGGAUGGCAUGAACCCCAUCGACAGCAUGAAACGCCAUCUCCGCGACCAGCAUGGGCUCCCCAUUUGCAUGCAACAGCUCAUGCACGAGGGCAGUCAGCUGGAAGACGGUGCUUGGCCGGAUCCACCAGUGGACGUGCAGCUGGUGUUGGUACCAGUGUCUGCUUUGAGAGGGAAACAGCAUGUGGAGGCUGUAUGUGAGCUCACCUCCUAUGCUGCGGUGCACAAUGAUGUUAAGGUUGCACGCUUGCUCUUGGAAACUGCCGUCAGCAGCUCCGGCAACAAGAAAGCCCGCCUCGAGCCGCCACCAGCGCUGCCUCCAGCCCGGCCUUCGCAACGAGAGCUCCGCCGCCUCCGCCGGCUCCACAAUGACAAGUUUAAGUUCUCAUGGCCUGACCUCCACCAGGCUCUGCUUGGCGCAUGCGAACAUGGUCAUCUUGAGAUCAUGCGCUUGCUUCUGGAAUAUGUGGAUGGAUCUAGAUGCGCGGCAGUGCUUGAUUGCGCUUUAGCAAGGCGCCACGCCCAGAUCGUGCGCUUAUUGUCUGGUGCCGGUUGUAAGGACGGGUAUGGCAACACGGCCCUUAUCCGAGCAUCCACGGAAGACCAGGUUGAGACAGUGGCAGUGCUGCUCGAGGCUGGCACCGACUUGGACGAGAGGAAUAGCUACGGCAACACUGCGCUCAUCCGUGCAUCCAACAACAACCGCAUUGAAAGUGCACGCUUACUAUUGAGGGCUGGUGCUGACAAGGACUCCUCCAACAUCAGCGGCCGAACCGCUCUUAUUUGCGCAGCUGCCAAAGGCCACCUCGACAUUGCCUGCUUACUAGUCGAGGCUGGGGCCGACAAGGACAUGAGAGACGCCUCUGGACAGACCGCUCUCCUUCAUGCCUCCAACAAUGGUCACGACGAGAUUGUGCGCUUGCUCGCACCGGGUGAAGACUUAACCUGA